UCCUCCCCGCGGGCGUUAGCGAUCAUUGGCUCGUCAAGUCCGACGGCUUCGCCUGGCCCCUCCCCGUCCCUCCCCCUGCCGCUGCCCGGGGUUUUGAGUUCCCCUUUCGGCGGGAAGGCGCGCCAAGUUGCAGCUUGCGAGACCGGCUGUCCCCGGCGUUAUGGCGACUGGACGCGGUUGGAUUCUACAACAGCACCGUUUAGGAGUCUCGCGCCUUGCGGUUUUCGUUCCCGGCGGUCCCGGACGGGGCGGGGCGACGGCAUCGUCAACUCUUCCUUCUUGCACUGAACCCAAACGCUCAACUGUUACAGCCAUGCAACCUUCCGAAUCCAAACCGAUGCAUAUUCAAAAGCAGCGUUGGAAGCCGUUUACUAAAUUGACCUCUACAACAAGAAUUGAGAGCUUGCCCUCAGAGAUAAUACUGAAGAUAUUCUCGUAUCUGGAUACUGUGACUCUGCUGUGUGUUGGCUGUGUGAAUAAACGCUUUUAUCACCUAUCCAAUGACAACACGAUCUGGUUAAAAAUAUACUCCAAGUCAUUUCUUCCUAAAAGAAACAAAUGGAGGACUGAAGCUGUGCAGGAAUUGUCUGUUUCUCUGAGUCUUUCUGAUUUGCAGCAUAGGGAAUCAGGAUACUGGAAGAAAGAGUACAUCAUAAAAAAAAUAGCUUCUGGCAAAGCUGGAAUAAUUCACCUUCUGAAGUCCAUAAAUACUUACACAGGCCUUCCAGUUGAAACCAAAAAUGCCAUCAAAAUGUCUGGUUUGAGAUGGAUCAUCAUAUUAAAAGAACGAAGUGGCAAUGAACAUGUAAUGGAUCAGGCAGACAUUUCUUUUAAUGAGACCUCUAUUACUAUAUGUUGGUAUGGUAUUAGUUGGCCUUCUUUAGACAAUGUAUCAUGUCUGCGUUUAUAUGGAGUGACACCAGUGCUUCUAGGUGAGGGUAAAACUUAUCUCAAGAAUGGGCCUUGGCGACGUUCCCUGAUUUCGGAAUACCAGCUUGCCAAUCUGACUCAAAAUGCUGAAAUGAUUGGGGGCGAUGCACUUGUUGAACUUUACCAUGUUGAACAAGGAGUCUUGCUGGGAGUUUGGAAUGUAAGAUCACUUUCCUUGUACAAGAAAAAUGAAAUUGCUUUUGUUAUGGCAUGUCUUCAUUACCAUCAGCUUAUUGAGCGAAGCAUCCUUGGCUCUGCUACAGCGAUGCAUACUGUAGCCCCAGAUAAGGCAAUGUUGGAUGAUAUUGACGCAGAAUAUGGCCUGCAUGGCUAUCAGCUGCACAUUGAUAUGCAUAGCAAAGGAAAGCCUUACAUGUGUGGAACGUUUCGCAGUUUGUUUUGUAGAAAAGAAUACAUUAGAAAUGGGUACCUGAAGCUUACAGUGAUAAGUUACAAAAAUAAUUCCCAGCAUUUGCCUCUUGUUGGAAAAAUUGGUCUCUCUUGGAAGACUGAUGCACUUGAAGGUAUUAUUCAGAAUUGCUUCAUUAUGGAUGUGACUGUUCUGGAUGAAUCACAAAAACCAUUUUGGUGUUUUAGUGCCCCAGUCAACAUGGUAAUCGCUUCCAAAGUACCUGAACUCUAUAAAUUUUUUGGACCCAGCUAUUACUUGAAUCAUGUGGAUUCCACUGGAAAAGUACAUGUGGAAAUGGUUUGGAUGGAAGACACAGAAGAAUACUGUAUAACCAGUCUGGUUCUUUAUUUGAGCACCCAAAAGGUUAAUAGCUGGUUUGGCCGAAAUUACUGAGUGUAGUUUCUUGAAAUUAUUGUUUUUCUUGAAGGGAACUCGUUUGGAUUUAUAUUUUGUUAGUAAAAUAGAGCCCCCCAGUAAUGUUCAUUUUUUUAGAAAAAAUAUUGCAUUGGUUAUUUGUGAACAACAAAAAAGUGUGCUUGCUUUUUGGGAGCAACUUCUAAUUUUAGUAUUGUAAAAAUAUAAAUAACUGUCACUUUGGAGUGCUGUGUGUGUUACUGCAGAAAUUCAAAUUAAAAAUAGUCAGGAACAUUUCCUAUAUCCUUCAGUAUAGUAAAUUAUGGGUUUGUAUUUA
Messenger RNA from Heteronotia binoei (common prickly gecko), 2033 nucleotides. It is a transcript of the gene FBXO15, whose product is annotated as F-box protein 15. Lineage: Eukaryota; Metazoa; Chordata; Lepidosauria; Squamata; Gekkonidae. The record is from RefSeq and is a predicted model, not a curated record. Gene Ontology annotation, molecular function: protein binding. Bases 161 to 1735 code for a protein of 524 amino acids. The transcript is spliced from 10 exons.